UAAUCUAUUACUUAAUCCCCACCUAAUCAAACCCAUUACAAAUCCCUAAAUAAAUAAAUUUGCAACAGAAAAACAAGUUAAUUAAGGUCCUUGUUUUCUUUCUAAUAAUAGAUGAUAGAUAAUAGAAGAAGCAUGCGCUAACACCGGAGGGCCAAGAAAACCCAUCUCUGCUCUCUCCUCAACCCAUCCUACCAAACUACAUAUAUCCCUACUCUCCCUCCCACCACCCACGUCCACCUGCUUCUAACUUGACUGCCUACACUUUGAUAAGAGCUGCAAAUUAAACAGUGCAAGAAGCAAAGAUGGCACGCCAAGUGAUUGUCCUUGCGCUCAUCUUUGUUGCCAUUUCCGGGGUUUUAGCACAAGAACCAACCUCCCCUUCAGGACCCUCACCGGCCAAUGCACCAGCCUUGUCGCCUGACGCUGCCACAUCAUCAUCAUCAUCAGCUCCUUCUCCCGGCGCCUCUGAUGCUGCCGCUGCCACCCCUGCCUCAGCCCCAACCCCUGUUAGCGAUAUAUCUUCGCCACCUGCUCCUUCCCCUGCAGGCGGCGACACCGAGGAAGCUGCCCCCGGAAGCCAGGCCACCGAAGCUGAUGAGGCAGCUGCCCCAGAAGGCAUUGUCACAGCUGAGGGACCAGUGGACCCUUCAUCAGCUGAGGAAGAUUAUCCCGUCGAUGAUUUCUCUAGGCUCAUCAAGAACUGAGGAGUUUACCUCUAAUUAAUUUAUUCAUUCAUC
Molecule: messenger RNA, 737 nt
Organism: Prunus persica (peach)
Lineage: Eukaryota; Viridiplantae; Streptophyta; Magnoliopsida; Rosales; Rosaceae
Product: vegetative cell wall protein gp1-like
Exons: 1
Coding region: 303-704 (133 amino acids)
Source: RefSeq, a predicted model, not a curated record